AUGGGUGAACGAAAGGGUCAGAACUUUUACUAUCCCCCGGAUUUCAAUUACAAAACCCACAAGAACUUGAAUAAUUACCAUGGCACCCACGCGUUACGUGAACGUGCUUCCAAGAUCAAGGAGGGGAUCUUGGUCAUCAGGUUCGAGAUGCCAUUUAAUGUUUGGUGCUUGGGAUGCAACAACCAUGUUGGAAUGGGAGUACGGUACAACGCUGAGAAAAAGAAGAUCGGCAUGUACUACACGACACCGUUGUACGAGUUUCGAAUGAAAUGUCAUCUGUGUGACAACUACUUUGUGAUACGAACGGAUCCUAAGGUACGGUACUUUUUUAUCACUGUUUAUGUAAAAUGUUUUACCUGUUUAUAUAUUGUGCUUAGUGUUACAUUUUUUACGCCGGCAAUAAUUUUAGAACUUCGACUACGAGAUGGUAGAAGGCCUGAGGCGGCAGGACAAACGAUUUGAUCCGUCAGACAUCGACAAUCUGGGAGCGGUAGAUCGAACGUUCCAACAAAAGCUGGCUGGAGAUGCCAUGUUCAAAGCAGAACAUCAGACGGACGACAAGAAGAAGGCUGGCGAUGAAGAACAUCAAAUAGAGAAGCUGAUCAGGAUAAAACAAAGAGAUAAAAGUUCAUACGAUGCCAAUUGUGAACUCAGAAGGCAAUUCAGAUACCAAAAAAGGGCUUUGAAUGAGCAAAGAGCUGCUGAUAAUGACUUGAAGCAGAGGUUAUCCUUGAACAUUGACUUGAUGCCAAGCACCAGCGAAGAUCAUGUUAUGGCACAACGAAUGCUUCGACUUAAAAAUGUGAAAUGUAAGUUUGCAGUUGAAGGGUUGUACAAAAUGUGUUUAAAAAAGAGUUUAAUGGUUGCUUUUUUUUCAGCGCACGAUGAACAUCGUGAAGAAGAAAGGCGUGAAAUUGAAUCAGCGCCCAUAUUUGGAGCAAAGAGGAAAGGCUUACCGAUCAACUUGAAGCCAAAAGAAUCGAGAGAUAAGAGUUUUGAUCUCGGAGGAAUUGUUCGGAAAAAGACAAAGCGUGAAGAAGAUUCCACGAAAGAGGUGACGGAGACCAACACCGAGUCUGCUAGCGAGCUUACGCUAAUCGAUGGUAAUAUUACGAAAGAAACAACCGUAGUUGGCACAACGUCGGAAAAUGAAAUUACCGUAAGGAAUGAUGAAAAUCCCAAACCAACACAAUCUGGUACAUCUUCAAGCAUUGGGUUGGUCGAUUACGAUGACAGUGAUUGA
Bursaphelenchus okinawaensis is the source of this 1243-nucleotide messenger RNA. The record is from the annotation of a GenBank genome assembly. Lineage: Eukaryota; Metazoa; Nematoda; Chromadorea; Rhabditida; Aphelenchoididae.